Molecule: messenger RNA, 1740 nt
Organism: Diplodia corticola
Lineage: Eukaryota; Fungi; Ascomycota; Dothideomycetes; Botryosphaeriales; Botryosphaeriaceae
Product: calcium calmodulin-dependent protein kinase type 1b
Exons: 4
Coding region: 1-1740 (579 amino acids)
Biological process (GO): autophagy; peptidyl-serine phosphorylation
Cellular component (GO): cytoplasm
Molecular function (GO): ATP binding; protein serine/threonine kinase activity
Source: RefSeq, a predicted model, not a curated record
AUGGAUGACUUCCUCCAGCAUUUCAGGCUUGAAGCCACGACAAGAGGGAAGCAUACAUUCCAUAGCUUCGACAGGAACGGUAGGAGAAGGGUGGAGAAGUGGACGCAAGAGCGAGAUGUUGGCCGAGGAGCGUACGGAACCGUGUGGCUGCAGAGGCGUGCGAGGUCCAAUGAGGUCCGGGCUGUAAAAGAGGUUGCCAAACACGUUCCUAUGGAUCAUCUGAAAGAAAUCAGGGCGAUAGCGAAGUUCUCGAAGGCAAGGCAAAUAACUGCAAACACUUUACGAAAGCAUUUAUUACAGUUGAUCGCUAACGCUCUGCAGUACACCGAGUAUUUUGCGCAGUUUUUUGGCUGGUACGAAGAUCAACAGUCGUAUUACUUGGCCAUGGAGUACAUGGAACACGGGUCUCUAUAUCAAUAUCUGAGAGUCGUGUCGGUGCCAAUUCCGGAAGAUCAAACAAAGGAAAUCGUUGCACAGUUGCUGGAAGGCCUGCGCUUUAUGCACGAGCACAACUACGCACAUCGAGACCUCAAACCUGGAAAUGUAUUCAUCGCGGCACCAGCUCCUAAUUGGUGGGUCAAAAUCGGUGACUUUGGCAUCUCCAAGCGUGUGACAGACGACACCACGCUCAACACUACUGGUGUUUACACAAAGGCAUACUGCGCGCCCGAAAUGAGAGGAUUUGUCCGGGACCGUUUCGAGACAGACAGCUACGCGUACACAUACGCCGUGGAUAUCUGGUCUCUUGGCAUGAUUGCAUUCGAAAUCUCGACCUUGAAACACCCUUUUCGGACAAAGAACGAUCUGAUAGCCUACUACGACAGUAAAGAAAAGUUUCCCGUGGAGGAGCUCACGGCGAUCCCAAUUUCGCAAGAGGGCAUCAGUCUGAUCUCGAGACUGCUCCAGCCGAGGCCUUCUGCGCGCCCCAAUUCCCAGCAGGCACUUGCAGACCCUUGGCUUCAAUCGCGAGAGUGCAUAAGAGGAGGCGACACCAUGUUCGAAGAUGGCUCUACCGAAGAGACCGACAACGAGUUCGCAUCAGCAGAGGAGACUUCCACGCCGGCCGAGCAUGAUUCUACAGUCAGGGCUCCCAAAGUAGAAGAAACCCACAUGUCUUCGACCUCUGCAAAAAGCCAGAUACCAGACCAUGUCAGUACGGGUAGAACAUCAUCAGUCUCAGGCGAGGAACUUGUGCAUAACCACGAAGACCUUCGUGGCACAGUGGGCACCAACCACAACUCUCCAAGAAACAGCCACUCUAGUGUGGCUGAGGAAACGAUAACAAGGCCCCUCCGAGAAGACGGUGUGGCGCUUAGGAAUUCCCCCAAGGAACAUUCGCCAGCCUCUGAAGGGUCUGGAAGCUAUUUCAUAUAUGAAAUUGCAAGCUCAGACUCUACAAUCUCAGUGAACAAGAGGAUCCAUGGGCGUAGACGGGGGUCGAUUGAUAACUGGCUGGGUUCACAAUACGGAGGCGACCUGAACGAACAAGAAAUUGAAGCACAAAAAAGGGAAAUCAAGAAAGCGAAACGAAAUCUAACGGAAAUGAGAUUGAAUCAACGUAUCCAUCGUUUAGGACGUAUGGAGCGAAUCAAGAGUACAGAAACCAUUGAUGGAAGUAGGGUGGAAAGGGGGAAACGACAACGUGAAGUGCAGAAACCAGUGCAUCCUGCCCGAACAUAUGUUCGGUCCAGAAAAGACAAGAAAGACAAGAGAGCGGAGUCGUCAUGUAUACUGAUAUGA